Molecule: messenger RNA, 3798 nt
Organism: Stylonychia lemnae
Lineage: Eukaryota; Ciliophora; Spirotrichea; Sporadotrichida; Oxytrichidae
Source: the annotation of a GenBank genome assembly
AUGUUUAUAAGAUUCCUUGUAAUUAUAAAACAUGUUGGUGAUCAAACUUAUAUUUCUAUUUUUUACCUAUUUCAAGUAAUUCAUUUGACCUGUGAAAUUUUUAGAUUUUCGGCUUCGGCUGGGGCUGGGGUCACAUGCUUUGAUGACAAACAGUUUCCUUUGAAAUUCGGGGAUGGAACCACUGGCGAUUUCUCGAUAGAGUUCAUAGAUCUGACUCUAGACUAGAAGAUUAUUGUGUUCGCAGGCUAUGGAUAUUCCAAUAGUACUUUUACAAAUAUCCCAAUCAUCGGAGCAUACGUCAAGUAUGAUUUAAUCAAGAAAAUUACUUGGCUCAAAACUCUCAAGUCUACAUAAUUAGUAUCGAGAGUAUCCGCACUUGCUCUUAGUCAUAGUCAGGAGUAUUUACUCGCUACUGUUUCUAAUAUGUUUGGACUACUAAUUUUGGAUGCGUAUAAUGGUCAAAUGAUUCAUUCAGGAAUAAGUGAUACUCAAACUUAUGAUGAAAUACCAAAUUAUGGGGCUCUUAUGGAUAAAAACAAUAAUAUUUUUGUGACUUACUAAACUUAGACAACAUAGAAGGUUAUCAUUCAGAAAUUUUCGUUCGAUCUCAAAUCGACUCUGUGGAAGCAGGAACUUCUUCCAUCAGGUAAGCCAAGUGUCAUAAAAUACAGAGAAUCAGACGAGAAAAUAUUUGCUCUUGCAGAUUACUAUUAUUCAAGCACUAGUUCCUUUUAGAGAAGUUUCAGUUUGAUUAAAAUAGAUAUCGUAACAGCUGCAGCUAAUUUAUGGAAUAUUGAAUUCACCCUUGGUGAUUUCACUAAUGCAAAGACUUAUGAUUUAAGAGUAGAGGGAAAUUUUGCAGUUGGAUGCUAUUACUCAAACUAAGUAGCCGGCUAUCUAGCUUUUAAUGAAUAGACAUCCUAAUAUCAGAUGAGGCACUUUUCAAACGGAGCAGGAUUUCUAUGUCUUGGAGUAUAUCUGCUGCCCAAUUCUACAUUUGCUUUUUUCUACCGAUUAUUAAAUGCAGGAGUAUAAUUUAGAUAUUGGAUAACAUAUGAUCCAUUUAAUGAACCUAAUGAUAGCUUUGACUUGAAGACCUUUGAUUAUUCUGCUCUUUAUCCUAGUUCUUACAAGUUUUAAUAUUUCAAAUCAGUCGGCUGGAUGAACUUUUACUUCAUUGGAAAUGAUGGGAUAUCUAGAACGAAAGGAUUUAUUGAGUCUAAUUUUCCAGAGUAGACUUGUAGAACACCUCCAGUACUUUCAUCAUUAGGACCUCGAAACAAACUUAACUCAAGCCCGACCAUGUAUACAUCUUCUAAAGCUGGUGUAAGUAAUGGCUUUACAAAUAUGGUAAUGCUGAUCUACACUGUUGAUACAACAAAGGGGGUUUUGACUCCAAAUGGUUAUUGCUCUUAGCCCUCUACGGUAACCAUAUCCAAUCCUACUGGCUAUACCACCUCUAUAAAUUGCUUAAUGAAUCAACCUUGUAAUGUAAUUAUUGGAAACUAUAUCUCCCCUUAAGGCUGCACUGAUGCUCCUUAAAUUGUGUACACAAUGGUAGACACUUCAAAUGAAAGUUUUCCGAUAGUAUAUCAGUAACCAAUGACAGCUGACUUUGUGAAUAUAACUUUCAAUCCUGGCUCACAACACAUUGGUAAUAGGCAGUACAAAAUUAUUGCAUAAAUGCUGAUUAAUGGUUCAAUGUAUACUGAAAAUUCCGAUGUUACUUUCAAUAUCACAGUAUAAGAUAUCUGCCUUACAAGCUUUUAAUUCCUUAAUACUCCUUAUGUUUUGAAGCAGUUGCCUGGACUCCAGCUACUUAUUUACUCUUCAAACGUGUCAUAUGUUGGGUUUUAUCAAAUAUCGGUUACUGGAACUCUAUAAAACUAGUACCAAAAUCAGUUAUACUUUGAUUGGAGACUUUAUGUUUAGGAUCCCAGAUUCGUGAUAACAGAAAACACUCCUCCUUACUUCGUGUCUCCACUUCAAAAAUAAGUACUUACUUGCAAUAAAAAAAGCUAGUAUACUUUGCCGAAGACUGAAGAUUAUGAAAAGGACAACAUCUUAACAUUCGUUGAUCUAGGCCCAGCUUCUAUUUUUGCAGUGCUAGAGAAAUCGAAAUUUAUAUUUCACCCAAUUUGUACAAUUGGUGGAUCUGAUACAUAGAUUAAAAUAACAUUACAAGACGAUAAUAAAUACUCUAAGUCGAAUAUUCAAUUUCUCUAAAUUUAACUCAAAUCAGAGUAGGAGGUUAAUAAAUGCAUUCAUGAUAAAGAACUAACAGCUAGAAUAUCUCUUGUGACUAAUAAAGGAAUGGUGUAUGUUAAAUUUAAUAAAGAUAUAAAGAACGAUACGGACACGCAGUUUCAGAUUGAAAAUAAUCUCAAAUUCAGAGUGAUAAAAGCAUUCGGUUAGGGUGUUUAAAAUAUAAAAUCAUAUAAGGUUGCAUCAAUGACUAAUAGAAUGAUAAGACUGAAGGUUGAAUAUCAAAAUCCAUAGCAAAUAUCAAACCUGGGGGACAACAGUAUAAUAAUGACUGUUAUAGAUUAAAAAUGUAUCAAAGAUGGAGGUGUCUAUCUUAACAAAAUUCCACCUUAGCUUUUAGACUCAGGUAUUUUAGUCUAAAUUUUUUGUUAUAAAAAAAUCUUAGGAAUGUUAGCAAUUUUGCAAGUUGCAGGAUCUGUAAUCAUAACUCAUUUACCUUUAAUGGCUAUACAGCUUCCAGCAAAUGCCAUAUUCUUUUAUAAUUUGAUCUACGACAUCUCAAAUUUUAACCUAAUCCCAGUUGAUAAGAUGAAUGAGUUGCUAUUUGAUGAUUAGGAUCUCCCUAAGGAUGAUCCAGAAGAUGACUCAGACGACUAUUACCCAAUCAAUAUAUACUUCUUUUAAAUGGGUCGCACUUUCUCCUUUUUUGAUGAUAAUAAUCCUCUAAAUUAAUUUCAGCAAGUUAAAUACAAUUCAAAAAAGAAACAGUAUCGGCUCAUUGUGGUUCAAAGUUUUUUUGCUAUAAUGUCCUCACUACUUCUGAUGGUUUUUUAUUUAAGAGUGAAACCCUUUGAGAACUACAGCCAGUCAAUGAUUGAACUUUUCAAUGAGGGAUGUGUGCUAUUCUAGUGCUAUUAUAUGCUAUUGAAUACUGAUAAUGAUCUAGUUAGUUCUACUGAUAAUGAUUUAAGACUUAAUUUGGGAUGGUUCACUGUUGGACUUACUCUCUUGUACCUAUUAGUAAAUACUCUGAUUGUCCUUGUUUAGAUGUUUGGCUAAUUAUCUUAAACGAUAAAGUAAAAAUGUAAAAAGCCGGCUAAAACUUAGAUUUAUCAACUUGAAUCUUCAAUGAAUAAAACAUAUGCCUUUGAGUAGUCUACAUAUUCAUUUAACACUUAUAAUGGAUUUAAAUCUUAACAGCAAAGUUUUGUUAAUAAUUUUGACCAUUCACUAGAUAAUUCCAAAGAAUAGACUAGCAAUUUCAAUGAAAUUAGUAUGGAUAUUUUUGAACAAGCUAGUAGUCAAAGAAGAGGAGGAUAAAGUGGUUUUGAAAAAAUUCAACUUAACCCCUUCAAUAAAAAAAUGUCUUCCUAUUACAAUGGUGAGGAAACAAUAAAGAAAACUAAAUUGUUUUCACAACUUAAUAAUAAUGUAAAUGAAGAUAAAGAAUCUCAUAAAGAUUCAAAGGGUGGAAUCAGUCUUUCUUUUAAACUAGAUAAAGCUAAUGACAAAAAGUAGAGCAACGAAGAGGCUAAAAAGAAAAAAAAGGAAUAAGUAGCCUAAUUGGAAUAUUUACCUUACAAUUUCGACUGA